Gryllus bimaculatus (two-spotted cricket) is the source of this 1216-nucleotide messenger RNA. NCBI's taxonomy places the organism in Eukaryota, Metazoa, Arthropoda, Insecta, Orthoptera, Gryllidae. The record is from the annotation of a GenBank genome assembly.
UACACCAACGAGCACGAUUCGAGUGCCUAGCCAUUGUCUGGAGUGUCUGUGUGUGCGUGAGUGUGUAUAUGUGUGUGAAGGACAACAAAUGUGCUUGGACGAGGCAGUUCGUCAGCAACGGCGAAGUCCAACCCAGCACGAAUGCAGGUCUACCGCCUCCCUCCAGCAUCAUGGCCAUAGCUGCGGAACAUCGCCCUCUGGAGGGAAGGACGAUCUUUUCGCUCCCUGUGGCGGGUUUGCGCGUGAGCCCGCGGUGGCGCCCGGGGGCGGCGGCGGGGCCUGGACGAUGAACCAGCUGUGCCGCGUGUGCGGGGAGCCCGCCGCAGGCUUCCACUUCGGCGCCUUCACCUGCGAGGGCUGCAAGUCGUUCUUUGGCCGAACGUACAGCAACCUCAACUCCAUCUCGGAGUGCAAGAACAACGGCGAGUGCGUGAUCAACAAGAAGAACCGCACCUCGUGCAAGGCCUUCUCUCUGCGCAAGUUGCCUGCUGGUGGCUAUGUCCAGAGCGGCUCUCGGCUACGGACGCCGCUCAACUGGUUUCAAGAUCCACUGCUGCUGCCAGGAGAAGCAACAGAGCUGCAGCAGCAGCAGCGCAGCAGCAGGCGGCGGUGGCGCCGCGUCGGCCGCCCGCGCGUGUCGCCCGUCGGCCCGCCGCCCCCGCGGGGCCGCGCCGCCCCGCGCCGCCUCCGGCUGCGCGGCGUCGCGCCUCGUCCGGGCUGCCUCGUCGGAGGGCGCGUCCCGCCCCGUCCCCGCCGCGCCCCCGGCCCCGCCGCCGCCGGGCCCCCGCGCCCGCGCCCGCAGCGCCCACCGGCGGCGCGGUGGCGGCGGCGCGCCGCACGGCCGCUGGUCGUGGAGACGCUGCGCUCGCUGGGGCCGGUGCAGGAGCGGCCGCUGGACCUGUCGCUGAAGGGCGCCACCAGCGGCUUCUCCUCCCGGAGGGCCGCCUCGCUCGCCGGCGGCACGAGCGACAGCGACAGCGGCGCCGACGACGACGAGGAGGACCUGGGGAGCAGGCACUUGGACGACGAGGAGGACGACGAGGUGUUCUCGGAGGAGCCCGCGCGCGGCGAGGACGGCGGGGACCACGCGCGCCUGCAGGCGGCGCCCGAGGCGGCCGUGAAUUUUAGUGCGCGAUUUAUUAUUAUUAUUAUUAUUAUUAUUAUUAUUAUUAUUAUUAUUAUUAUUAUUAUUGUUGUUGUUGUUUCCGAUGUUUUG